AUCCCGCAGACCCCCGCCCCCCGGCGGCCCCGGGCGCGGAGCCUGGCCGGGAUGGACCGGGAGACGCGCGUGUUCGCCGAGAGCUACUUCCGAGGCCUCCGGGGGCGUACCCCUGGCGGGGUGGCCCCGGCCCCCGCCCCGGCCCGCGUGGACUUCAUCGCGGAGCCGGCCUCCUUCUCCUACGCCGACUUCUUCAGGGGCUACCUGCUACCCAACCUGCCGUGCGUCUUCUCUAGCGCCUUCACCGCGGGCUGGGGCAGCAGGCGGCGCUGGGUGACGGCCGGCGGGCAGCCCGACUUCGACCACCUGCUUCGGAUCUACGGAGACGUGGUCGUGCCUGUUGCGAACUGCGGGGUCCGGGAAUACAACUCGAACCCCAAAGAGCACAUGCCUCUGAGAGACUACAUCAGCUACUGGAAAGAGUACAUCCAGGGGGGCCGCUCGUCCCCGCGGGGCUGCCUCUACCUCAAAGACUGGCACCUGUGCAGGGACUCCUCGGCAGAGGGCGUGUUCACUCUGCCCGUGUACUUCUCGUCCGACUGGCUCAAUGAGUACUGGGAUGCCCUGGGCGUGGACGACUACCGCUUCAUCUACAUGGGGCCUGCCGGCACCUGGUCGCCAUUCCAUGCCGACAUCUUCCGCUCCUUCAGCUGGUCCGUCAACAUCUGCGGGAGAAAAAAGUGGUUCUUCUUCCCACCUGGGCAAGAGGAAGCCCUGCGGGAUUGCUAUGGUGGCCUGCCCUACGACGUGACCUCUCCCACACUCCUCGACAGCCGCCUGUACCCCAUGCGCGAGCACUGUAGCCCACCGCUGGAGGUCACGCAGGAGGCAGGCGAGAUGGUCUUUGUGCCCAGCGGGUGGCACCACCAAGUUCACAACCUGGAGGACACCAUCUCCAUCAACCACAACUGGGUCAACGGCUGUAACCUGGCCAACAUGUGGCACUUCCUGCAGCAGGAGCUCUGUGCUGUACAGCAGGAGGUCAUCGAGUGGAGGGACACCAUGCCCGACUGGCACCACCACUGCCAGGUCAUCAUGAGGUCCUGCUCUGGGAUUAAUUUUGAAGAAUUUUACCACUUCCUCAAAGUCAUCGCUGAAAGGAGGCUUCACCUUCUGGUGAAGGGGACAGGCCCUGGAGAGGUGGAGGACGGCAAGGGCGCCGAGCUGGGCCCCCAGCAGGCGACUUUCGACGUCGGACGGAUUGCCGAGGUGCUGGCGUCCGUGGUGGCCCACCCCGACUUCCAGAGAGUGGACACCAGCAUGUUCUCACUGCAGCCAGAGGAGCUCCUCAAGCAGCUGGAGGAGGUUGUGGCCACCGCUGCAUCCCUUUAG
This is a messenger RNA of Ceratotherium simum simum (southern white rhinoceros), 1332 nucleotides long. It is a transcript of the gene JMJD4, whose product is annotated as jumonji domain containing 4. Gene Ontology annotation, molecular function: 2-oxoglutarate-dependent dioxygenase activity; sequence-specific DNA binding. Gene Ontology annotation, biological process: protein hydroxylation; positive regulation of translational termination. Gene Ontology annotation, cellular component: cytoplasm; nucleus. Lineage: Eukaryota; Metazoa; Chordata; Mammalia; Perissodactyla; Rhinocerotidae. The record is from RefSeq and is a predicted model, not a curated record.